CGUUCCGCGCGAGUUCCGUGUGUUGUCGCUGGCACGGACGGGCCGGGAGGAUUGAGGCAAAUAUACUCGCUGUUGGUUUUGCUAUGACUGGCACUUUCUUCUAGUAGGUUGUCUUUAUUUGAAUUAUUCUACUGAAAUAUCCAAGUAUGCAGGACCUUCCAAUUGACAUCCACACCAACAAGCUGAUGGACUGGCUGGUGUCUCGUCGACACUGCGAGAAGAACUGGCAGGAGUCAGUGCUGAAGAUUCGUGAGAAGAUCAACCAUGCCAUUCAGGACAUGCCAGAGCAUCCUGAGAUUGUCAAGCUGCUGUCGGGCGCCCACAUCAACUACUACCAUUGCUUGAAGAUAAUUGAAAUCCUCAAAGAGACAGAAAAAGACAGCAAAAAUUUAUUUGGAUUCUAUGGAUCCCAACGGAUGAAAGAUUGGCAAGAGGUGGUGAAGAUGUACGUCAACAAAAACGUGGGCCUGGCGGAGGCAUCCCAGGCUCUGGUUAGGAAUGUCAACUACGAAAUACCGGGCAUCAAGAAGCAGAUCGCCAAGCUGGAGCAGGCACAGACGGACUGCGACAAGCGGGAACAGGACUACAUCCGCAACGCCAAGUCAAUGCGCGACCAGUACGACGCCUCCUGCCGGCAACUGGGUCUGCAGGGCCACAAGCUGAAGACAGAGAUCCUGCACUUGCUGGACGAGCUGCCACAGGUGUAUGCCCAGGUGGUGGAGAAGGCGCAGGCGCUACGGGAACCCAUCGCCUAUUACAGGGCGUUCGUCAAGUUCGUGAACCCUUCCGUCGCCGACGACCAGCUCCUGCCCACGCUUCACUACUUCGUCGAGAACGGCGACGUCACGACGUACCAGUGGCGGUACGGCGAGCCGCCGCUGCGCGUGGAGCCGCCGCCAGCCGCCGUCGACCCGACCGACGAGGCGGCGGGCGCCGACGACGACCAGAUCGACUUCGGUGACGACGGCGGGAUAGACUUCGGCGACUCGGCCGAGAUAGACUUCGGUGACGAUGCUGCCGGAGGUGAUGCCGGAGGCGACAUCGACUGGGGCGGUAUCGAGGUGGAGGAGGGCUCUGAGGUCCCCGCGCAGGAGCCGGUGGACCUGACCGCGGUGGAGGUGGCCGGCAUCACGGUGGAGCACAGCGGCCUGGAGGGCGGCGUGGCGCGUGACACCGAGGCGCUCUCCCUGCUGGACAACCCGCACACGCGCACCGUCAUUGUCAACGAGCUCAUGGAGCUGGAGACGUUCCUGAUGCAGCGGGCGGUGGAGAUGUCGGACAGCCGUGAGGACGGCAUGGUCAGCAUGAGCCAGAUGCAGGGCGCACCGCAGUCGGUACAGCUGCAGACGGCCGACGCCGUGCGAGUCAUGCAGUCGGAGACCCGCCAGGUGCUGGACAGCCUGCGCACGGUCAAGCUGCAGCACCUGUUCCUCGUCAAGUCCUCGCCCAGGUACGUGGACAGGCUGGUAGGCUCGCUGCGGCAGAAGCUGGACAUCGCCGACAAGAUGACCGCCUCGGUGGAGGCCGUCAAGCAGCGGAAGAAGGCGGCGGCCGAGGAGGCGGCGGCUCUGCAGCCCAAGCUGAAGCUGAUCAUUGAGAAGACCCGCCAGCUGCAGAGCCAGAUCGAAGAGUCCAUUAGCGACAAGUACAAGGGCCGGUCCGUUCACCUGAUGGGCGGCGUCAGCGCCAUCUAGGCCGGCAUCGGGGCGGCGCCCGUCUUUUGGGUCUUGGGGCUGCCGUCUGCAGUCUGACGUCUGCAGUCUGCACUCUGUAGGAUGCAGUCUGGUCCAUCGUCUGCAGUCUGCUGCCUACCAUCUGGCGUCUGCAGUCUGCAGUCUGGUCUGCCGCCUGUCUGCAGUCUGUCAUCUGCAGUCUGCUGCAUGUCGGUUGCCGUCCGCCGUCUGCAGUCUGCCGUCUGUCGGCUGCCGUCUGCAGUAGACAGUCUGUCGUCUG
Pollicipes pollicipes is the source of this 1953-nucleotide messenger RNA. RefSeq names its product CDK5 regulatory subunit-associated protein 3. The transcript is spliced from 13 exons. The record is from RefSeq and is a predicted model, not a curated record. NCBI's taxonomy places the organism in Eukaryota, Metazoa, Arthropoda, Thecostraca, Pollicipedomorpha, Pollicipedidae. Gene Ontology annotation, cellular component: endomembrane system. Gene Ontology annotation, biological process: regulation of mitotic cell cycle. The coding region runs from base 147 to 1694 and encodes 515 amino acids.